AAAAACAAAAUGAAACGACAAUCAUCGACCGAAAGCAAUCGUGAGGCGAGAGGGCAUGAAGAUUUCAUUCCAUUGUCACCAACAGCAACAGAAUCAAAUCAUGAUGGCUCAAGUGAUUCGGAAUUAUCUAAUUUUGAUGGUACAGAACACAUGUCACGACAAUCAAAUAUAUCAUCAUAUGCUGAAUACACGGAAUCGGAAGAUGAAGAAAUGACGAGUGAGCCAUCGCCUAGUUUACGUGCGAAUGAAAUAAGCAAUGAUGAGGAUUUUGCAAAGAAGACACACCAAGUCCUCGAAAAAUUGAUUGAAGAGAAACUAGAGACUGAAAACGAGGAUGAAACCGAGAAUGAAGAAGAUUUUAACGAGCAACAAAAAGUAAAUCAAGGUUGUCAUGAAAACCAAUCAAACCAAAACGAAAAGCAAUCCACAUCAUCACGCCGUUCUUCAAGUAUUUCAAGCCAUAGCAUUCGAUCCAAAAAGUCACAUCAUCAUCACCACAGCCAUAGCAUCCAUGGCCAUUCACACAAGAAACAUCACAAACCGCACUCGUCGACCAAGCAAAACAAGAGCAACACUAGCAUUAUACAAAAUGCACAGCAAGAUAUUCUCAAGAAAAAGCAUUACGACCACAAACCGCAUGAUUCAUUCGUACAGCUCGAUGAGUUGUAUUUUUAUAACGACGAUGCUGAAUGGCAAGAGACAGCUCGAUGGAUCAAGUAUGAAGAAAAUUUAGAGGAAGGGUCAGGACGUUGGGGACGACCACAUGUUCCGACUUUAUCAUUUCAAUCAUUAUUAAGUUUGAGGAAUUGUCUCGAAACUGGUGUCGUCUUAUUUGACGUUGAGGAACAAGAUCUCCCGGGAACAGCUUACAGAAUUGUUGAGCAGAUGGUGAAGGAAGACUUAAUACAUCGUGAUGAUAAGGCACAAAUUAUGAGAGCAUUGCUGGGGAGGCAUCGUCAUGUUACAAGCUUUGGAGGAUUUCAUUUUGGAAGGAGAAAGAGUAGCUACAACAGCAUGCAGAACAUUAUCGAGGGUAAGCGCAACAGCAUCACAAAUGAUUUGGUUCUCCGAAAGCCAUCACAUAAUGGAUUGGAUACAAAGAUUGACAUUAGAGAUGAAAUUCUGUACGCAACUGGACAUGACUUACAAGCUGAUUCAAUAGUCAAGAGAAUUCCAGGCGAUUCAGAAGCAACAUCAGUUCUAGUCGGUGCUGUUGAGUUCCUGGAACAGCCAACAAUUGCAUUUGUUCGAUUAGCUGAAGGAGUUUGCAUGCCUGGUGUCAUUGAAGUUCCGAUUCCAGUUAGAUUUAUUUUUAUUCUACUCGGUCCGAAGACUUGUGAUUUAGAUUUUCAUGAAAUUGGACGGUCAAUAGCCACUUUGAUGUCUAAUCGACAUUUCCAAGCUAUAGCUUAUAAGGCACAUGAGAGACAAGAGCUAUUGACAGCAAUUAAUGAGUUCUUGGAUGAUUCAAUUGUGUUGCCAGCUGGAAAAUGGGAUCGAGAGCACUUAUUGCCGUUUGAGGAACUGAAAGCUAAAAGUGAAAUGAUUCGAUCUCGUCGUCGUCGAGUGCUUGAAGAGAAGCUCCAAGCUAAAAAGAAUCUUUCAAAUGAAGAAAAGAAGCUUUUGUCAUCAACAGAUGAAAAGAUACCUGACGAUCCACUCAAUAGAACUGGAAGAUUUUGGGGUGGAAUGAUCAAUGACAUCAAGCGACGCUUCCCAAUGUACAAAAGUGACAUCCAAGAUGGACUUAAUUCAGAAACGCUAGCUGCCACUUUGUUUUUGUACUUUGCUGGUCUUGCAACUUCCAUCACUUUUGGUGGUCUGAUUGGAGAGAAAACUAAAAGUUCGAUUGGAAUUUCUGAGACAUUAGUGUCUUCCUGUAUGGUUGGGAUGAUUUUUCAUGCUUUGUCGAGUCAGCCGUUGGUCUUUGUUGGCACAUCAGGCCCGCUGAUCUUAUUCGAUGAAGCGCUCUUCCAAUUUUGCUCAUCAAUGUCCUUCAACUUCCUCACCGUUCGCGUCUACAUUGGCAUCUGGCUGACAAUCAUUGCAUUAACAUUAUCAGCCUUUGAAGGCAGCGUUUACGUCCGUCUCUUCUCACGAUUUACUCAAGAGAUCUUUUCAGCUUUAAUUACAUUAAUUUACAUUGUCGAAACUGUCCAAAAGACAGUCGCAAACUAUCAACGGCAUCCGUUGUUAUCAAAUUAUCCAAUAGCUAUUGACAGUCCACCAAUCAGUGCCCGUAAUGUAGAUGAGACGUCAGUUGCUGUUGUUGCUCAUACAAAUGAUGAAAUGGGACCAAUCAAUAAACCAAAUACUGCUCUUUUUUGUACACUUUUGACUCUAGGAACUUUUUGCCUUGCUUACUUCUUGAAAGUCUUUCGUAACUCUAAAUUUCUUGGACGAAACACAAGACGUGCUUUGGGAGAUUUUGGAGUUCCAAUUGCCAUUGCCACUUUUGUGACUAUCGAUUAUUUUGCACCGCACGUCUAUACAGAUAAGUUGAAUGUUCCGGACGGAAUCUCACCAAGCGACCCUGAACAGCGUGACUGGAAGAUUCCAUUUGUGCCAAUUCCACCAUGGAUUCCAAUUGCGUCAAUUAUUCCAGCAUUCUUAGUCUUCAUACUGAUUUUUAUGGAAACUGAAAUCUCCGAGUUGAUUGUUGGAAAGCCAGAACGAGGAUUAAAGAAAGGAAAUGGACUCCAUUGGGAUAUUGUGCUGUUGUGCUUGUGUAACACAAUUUGUGGAUAUUUUGGAAUGCCAUGGCAUUGUGCGGCUACUGUGAGAUCGGUGACGCAUGUGUCUGCUGUUACAAUUAUGUCGACUAACCACGCACCAGGUGACACACCAAAAAUAGUCGACAUUAAGGAACAACGACUGUCAGGAUUCUUUGUAUCCCUAAUGAUAGGCUUGUCAUUAUUUGCAUCACCACUGCUAAAAGAGGUCCCAAUGGCUGUCUUAUUUGGUGUAUUCCUUUACAUGGGAGUUUGUUCGAUGGUUGGGGUCCAGUUUUUUGAAAGACUGCGACUUUUGUUCAUGCCAGUCAAACACCACCCACAAGUUCCUUUUGUCCGUCGCGUACAAACGUGGAAAAUGCAUUCAUUUACGAUUGUUCAAGUCUUUGCAUUGAGUGUGCUGUGGAUUGUUAAAUCAUCACAGUUUUCUUUGGCCUUUCCGUUCUUUUUGAUCAUGAUGGUGCCGCUUAGAGCGAUUUUGGGGAAGCUGUUUACGUCGACGGAAUUGAGAGCGCUUGACUGCACCCAAAGGUUUUCCGAUUCAGAAAUUGAACCCGAUUUCUACGAACAAGCGCCGUUACCAGCUUAAAAGCUUCUUUUUAUUGUGAUUAUGUUUUGCUGAUGAAAAGGAAAGUCUCGACGUCAAAUAGAUAAAUUUUAGACUAGGAAAAGUUUUUGUUGAAAAUUGUUUGAUUUUUA
Chironomus riparius is the source of this 3431-nucleotide messenger RNA. The record is from the annotation of a GenBank genome assembly. NCBI's taxonomy places the organism in Eukaryota, Metazoa, Arthropoda, Insecta, Diptera, Chironomidae.